AUGAGUAUCAAGAUUGAUAUCAACGUGUGCCGUGUGUGUUGCAAAUCAGAAGCGCCCCAUGCUAUACUGCAGUACGCUCAAAAGUUUCUUUACUGCACUGGGCUCGAGAUCGUCGAAAAUGAUGGACUUCCGGACAAAAUAUGCGCUACCUGUUUGGAACGUAUGAAAUCCGCAGCAGAUUUUAAGAAAAAGAGCGAACAUUCCGAUCGACAACUUCGGAAUUUUAUUGCUAAUGUCAAUAAUCAGUUUCACAUGACCCUGGUAAUCUCCGAAAAUGAUGACGAUGGGGAAGACGAAAUUGCCACCCUGCAGGUAACGGAAGUGAAAAAAGUUUCAAGCAUUGGUGAGGGAAACAUGGAAGUAUCCGUUCUCACUAGCCAGACAAAUAGUGCUCUUGGAACAAAAGGAGCACAGAUCGCUGGAGAUACUGGUGAACCAGAAAUUGAAGUGAUUCAAGAAGUUCAGGAGCCGACACAAGAACCGGAAACGGAACCACAUUUAGGGUUUGAGCUGCAACAAGAACAGCGAAAAGAAAAAUUCCGUGCAGUAGCAGUCAUUCAGGAAAAACCGUUGGUGGAACCAAAAAAAGAAUUGUUUGAAGUAGUUGAAGUAGACUACGACGAUGGUAUUCUGCCGCAGGGGAUGGAAUCAGAUGAGUUAGAACAAACUGAUGAUCAGAUGGAUGACACGGAAGAAACGGAACAAGUAAUUUAUAUUAGUAUUCCAGAUCAAUACUGUUCAGAGCCGAAAUUAGCUUCCGCAUCGGAUGAAACCGUCACCGACAAUCAAGAAGAAGAAAAUCCUGCAAAAUCCCCCGAGCUUGAGCAAAUUGAAGAGUUUAAAUAUGAAAUCAAGCAGCAAACCAACCAUCCGGGUAAAUUAUCUGCUACCAACAAAUCGGCUAUUAAUGGGCAGUUUGAAUGUACCCAAUGCGCUAAAUUCUUCUCCACUAAAACCAAUCUCAACCGGCAUCUGCAGGCUCAUGAUGGUAAUAAGCCGUACGUUUGCCAUCUUUGCCAGAAAGGCUUUACACAGAACGGUUCUCUAAAACAGCACCUGCUGAUUCACCAGAAUAUUCGUCCUUUCGUGUGCAACGUGUGCGGGCAGGGCUUCAGUCAGCAGAAAUCACUAACGUUUCACAUGCGACGUCACACCAACGAAAAACCGUUCGUGUGUCCACACUGUCAAUUCGCUUUCCGUCAGAAGGAUGGCCUCAAACGGCACGUGUUGGUCAAGCACACCGCACGAGACGCGAAAACGUUCAACUGCACUCAAUGCCCGAUGACGUUCGGCACUCGGUACGGAUUGGCUACGCACCGUAAACGGCACGAGAUUGCCAGUGCAGCUGCGGCCGAAGGAGUGCCGAUUGUUAUGAAAGAUUAG
Messenger RNA from Sabethes cyaneus, 1383 nucleotides. RefSeq names its product zinc finger and SCAN domain-containing protein 12-like. Bases 1 to 1383 code for a protein of 460 amino acids. Gene Ontology annotation, cellular component: nucleus. The transcript is spliced from 2 exons. The record is from RefSeq and is a predicted model, not a curated record. Gene Ontology annotation, molecular function: zinc ion binding. NCBI's taxonomy places the organism in Eukaryota, Metazoa, Arthropoda, Insecta, Diptera, Culicidae.